AUGUCGUCCCGACCAGAGUUGAAGGUCGACGAUGAACAUGGCUUUAUUCGAUAUUUCAAGUCUCUGCCUGUCGUAGGCGAUGAGACCGUACGCAUUUUCGAUCGUGGCGACUGGUAUACCGCUCACGGCCAAGAUGCCAACUUCAUCUCUAGAGCCGUUUACAAAACUACAUCCGUUGUGCGACAACUUGGCAGAAACGAUGCCAGCGGCCUUCCAUCGGUCACUAUGACUGUCACUGUCUUUCGACAAUUCUUACGAGAAGCCCUUUUCAAACUGGGAAAGCGAGUCGAGAUAUAUGCAAGCAGUGGCGGCCGAAUGAACUGGAAGAUUGUCAAGCAAGCAUCCCCUGGUAAUCUGCAAGAUGUCGAGGAUGAGCUCGGCGGUCAGUUCGAAUCUGCACCUAUGAUACUGGCUGUUAAGAUUGUGGCUAAAGCGACAGAGGCCAGGAGCGUUGGUGUCUGCUUUGCCGAUGCCAGCGUCCGGGAGCUCGGUGUUAGCGAAUUCCUGGAUAACGAUUUAUAUUCCAAUUUCGAGGCUCUCCUUAUCCAACUUGGUGUUAAGGAAUGUCUUAUCCAGAUUGACAAGGCUGAGAAGAUGAAGGAUCCAGAGCUGGCCAAGCUCCGACAAAUAAUCGAUAAUUGUGGUGUUGCCAUAGCCGAGAGACCUGCUGGCGACUUUGGAACCAAAGAUAUCGAACAGGAUCUUGCUCGAUUGCUCAAAGAUGAGCGAUCCGCAACCCUACUUCCCCAAACCGAUCUGAAAUUGGCUAUGGGCUCGGCCGCAGCGUUAAUAAAAUACCUGAGUGUCCUGCAAGACCCGUCCAAUUUCGGACAAUACCAAUUAUAUCAGCAUGAUCUGUCUCACUUUAUGAAAUUAGAUGCGGCUGCGCUCAAGGCUCUGAACUUGAUGCCCGGAGUAAAGGAUGGCUCCAAGACUAUGAGCUUGUUUGGUUUGCUGAAUCAUUGCAGAACUCCAGUUGGUAGCAGGUUACUUGCCCAAUGGCUCAAGCAACCCCUGAUGAACAAGGACGAAAUUGAGAAGCGCCAGCAGUUAGUGGAGGCUUUCGUGAACGACACCGAGUUACGGCAGACGAUGCAGGAAGAACACUUAAAAUCCGUACCGGAUCUAUAUCGCUUAGCGAAGCGAUUCCAACGAAAUAAGGCCAAUCUCGAGGAUGUUGUUAGGGCAUAUCAAGUGGUCAUUCGCUUACCUGGAUUUCUAGGAACCCUUGAGGGAGUGAUGGAUGAGAAAUAUAAGGAUCCGUUAGACGAGGCCUAUACCAACAAAAUGCGGGAGCUUUCGGACAGUCUCGGAAAGCUCGCAGACAUGGUCGAAACCACGGUCGAUUUGGAUGCACUUGAUAACCACGAGUUUAUCAUCAAGCCAGAGUUUGACGAUAACUUACGCAUCGUGCGAAGGAAACUCGACAAGCUUAGAUCCAACAUGGACAGCGAAUUUCAGAAAGCCGCAGACGACCUAAGCCAAGAGGAAAACAAGAAGAUAUUCCUCGAGAACCACAAAACUCAUGGCUGGUGCAUGCGAUUAACCCGUACUGAAGCUGGCUGCAUUCGUAACAACUCCCGAUACCAAGAGUGCUCGACGCAGAAGAAUGGCGUGUACUUCACCACCAAACUGCUACAAACUUAUCGUCGCGAGUUUGACCAGCUGUCUCAGACUUAUAACAGAACUCAGAAAGGCUUGGUCAACGAAGUGGUCAGUGUCGCCGCAUCCUAUUGCCCCGUGUUGGAGCAACUCGCCGGCAUCCUCGCGCAUCUCGAUGUCAUCGUCUCAUUCGCGCAUUGCUCCGUCCAUGCACCCACCUCUUACGUUCGCCCUACCAUCCACCCUCGUGGCGAGGGCUCCACCAUCCUCAAAGAGGCCCGUCAUCCGUGCAUGGAGAUGCAGGACGACAUCCAAUUUAUUACCAAUGACGUUGAGCUCCGCCGUGACGAAUCCUCCUUCCUCAUCAUAACAGGUCCCAACAUGGGCGGAAAGUCUACGUACAUUCGACAAAUCGGCGUUAUUGCGCUGAUGGCGCAGGUCGGUUGCUUUGUGCCUUGCACCGAGGCAGAACUCACCAUAUUCGACUCCAUACUGGCGCGCGUCGGCGCCAGCGACUCUCAGCUCAAGGGCGUAUCCACAUUCAUGGCCGAGAUGCUGGAGACCGCCAACAUCCUCAAGUCGGCCACAGCCGAGUCGCUCAUCAUCAUUGACGAGCUGGGUCGGGGUACCUCGACCUACGACGGCUUCGGCCUGGCGUGGGCCAUCAGCGAGCACAUCAUCAAGGAGAUCGGGUGCUCCGCCAUGUUCGCCACGCACUUCCACGAGCUCACCGCCCUCGCGGACCAGUACGCGCAAGUCAAGAACCUGCACGUCACGGCGCACAUCUCCUCGGCCAACACCCAAGCCGUCGACAAGCGCGAGGUCACGCUCCUGUACAAGGUCGAGCCGGGCGUCUGCGACCAGUCCUUCGGCAUCCACGUCGCCGAGCUCGUCCAGUUCCCCGAGAAAGUAAUCAAGAUGGCGAAGCGAAAAGCCGAUGAACUAGAGGAUUUCACAUCGAAGCACGAGGAUGGGCUGGGGUUGCAGAAGUACACUAAAGAGGAUGUCGAGGAGGGAAGCGCGAGGCUGAAGGAUGUGCUGGUGAAGUGGAAAGACGAGGUCAAGGGGGGGAGCUUGACGAAGGAGGAGAUGGUGAAGAGGCUGAGGCUGCUGGUCAAGGCGGAUGAGAAGCUACUGGCGAACCCGUUUUUCACGUCGGUCAAGGCUUUGUGA
Molecule: messenger RNA, 2775 nt
Organism: Hypoxylon fragiforme
Lineage: Eukaryota; Fungi; Ascomycota; Sordariomycetes; Xylariales; Hypoxylaceae
Product: DNA mismatch repair protein msh-2
Exons: 2
Coding region: 1-2775 (924 amino acids)
Biological process (GO): mismatch repair; mitotic recombination
Cellular component (GO): nucleus; MutSalpha complex
Molecular function (GO): ATP binding; ATP-dependent DNA damage sensor activity; mismatched DNA binding
Source: RefSeq, a predicted model, not a curated record